Messenger RNA from Canis lupus familiaris (dog), 1824 nucleotides. RefSeq names its product dipeptidase 2 (gene DPEP2). The transcript has 11 exons. NCBI's taxonomy places the organism in Eukaryota, Metazoa, Chordata, Mammalia, Carnivora, Canidae. Gene Ontology annotation, molecular function: metallodipeptidase activity. The record is from RefSeq and is a predicted model, not a curated record. Gene Ontology annotation, biological process: proteolysis. Bases 539 to 1717 code for a protein of 392 amino acids.
ACUACCCCUGCACUGGUCACGCCUGCCACCUGUUAAAGGUUCCAAAGGCAAAGCAGCUCCAGGGGGUGCCAAGGUUCAGUGUAGAAGCUUGAGAGGCUGGGGACGGAGUCUGGGCAGAGACCUCGAAGCCUCUCAGUGGCGGAGCUUCUGAGAAGAUGCAUUUCCCUGUGUUUGUGUGGUGCCUGGUGGAGGGAGGUGGUUCCUGGAGGAGGCAGCCAGGGUAAGGGCCUGGGGCUGGGAAGGAGGGUGGGGCCUUCAGAGGAAAGACGCAACUCAGCCUGGAGUUUUCUGGAGAGCUAGAGCCACAGGAGCUGGAAGAUAAGGCGGAUGUAGCCUCAGGACCCAGAUGCCAGGCGUUUCCUCAGGACCCAUACCUCUAACUUCAUACACUGAGGACUUCCACACUGAGCAGGAUUAGAGGCGGUGGCAGAGCAACCUGGGUCAGCCCGGCCGCGCCCCGGCGGGGCGGCGAGGAGAAGCCACGGGCACCGAGGGCCCGCCCAGCGCCCAGCGCCCAGCGCCCAGGGGCCACAAUGACAUGCCCCUUGUCCUGAGGCAGUUUUACCGCCAGGGGCUACACGAUGUCAAUCUGCGCAAUUUCAGCCGUGGCCAGACCAGCCUGGACAGGCUUAGAGACGGUCUCGUCGGUGCCCAGUUCUGGUCAGCCUACGUCCCAUGCCAGACCCAGGAACGGGAUGCCCUGCGCCUCACCCUGGAGCAAAUUGACCUCAUCCGCCGCAUGUGUGCCUCCUAUUCUGAGCUGGAGCUUGUGACCUCAGUUAAAGCUCUGAACAACACCCGGAAGUUGGCUUGCCUCAUUGGUGUGGAGGGAGGACACUCACUGGACAGUAGCCUUUCCAUCUUGCGUACCUUCUACGUGCUGGGUGUGCGUUACCUGACACUCACUCACACCUGCAACACACCCUGGGCAGAGAGCUCAGCUAAGGGCAUCCAUCCCUUCUACAACAAUGUCAGUGGGCUGACCAGCUUCGGUGAGAAGGUGGUGGUGGAAAUGAACCGCUUGGGCAUGAUGGUAGAUUUGUCGCAUGUCUCAGACACUGUGGCUCGGCGAGCCUUGGAAGUGUCACAGGCACCUGUGAUCUUCUCCCACUCGGCUGCCCGAGGUGUGUGUAAGAAUGCCAGGAACGUUCCCGAUGAUAUCCUACAGCUUCUGAAGAAGAAUGGUGGCAUUGUGAUGGUGUCUUUGUCAUCGGGGGUGCUGCAAUGCAACCUGUUAGCUAACGUGUCCACUGUGGCAGAUCACUUUGACUACAUCAGGGCAGUCAUUGGAUCCAAGUUCAUUGGAAUUGGUGGAGAUUAUGAUGGGGCCAGACGUUUCCCUCAGGGGCUGGAGGAUGUGUCCACAUACCCAGUUCUGAUAGAGGAGUUGCUGAGGCGUGGCUGGAGUAGGGAAGAGCUCCAGGGUGUCCUUCGAGGAAACCUACUGCGGGUCUUUGGACAGGUGGAACAGGUACGGGAGGCAAGCAAGGGGCAAAGGCCCUUGGAGGAUGAGUUCCCGGAUGAGCAGCUGAGCAGCUCUUGCCGCUCCGUUCUCUCACGUCUGCAUCAGACACAGUACCCUGCUCCAUACCAGAAACUAACUGAGAUUUCACCUGAGUGGUCCCCUAAACAGUCAUUGUCAAAAUCUCUCCCCAUCAUGGCCCCAGGCCUCAUAGUUAUUGCUGCUUGUUCAGUCCUCAUUCUGUGGUUCUGGUGACCCAGUUAAUCCUACCAAAUGUCACUAUGGCAGCUGCGGAUACCCCACAAUGUUCCCCCAUCAUGCAGGCACAAACAUUUCCUGAAAUAAAUGUUUUACACAAGGAA